CGCAUUCUCAACGGUCCGAGCGACGCUCCGCCCGUCAUUCCGUGGCGAUUCGCGCCUAUGGUGUUUGUACAAGGCGCGUCCUGAAUACGAGCCAUCUUCACGAACGCAUUCAAAUGCAUGCAUUCACUGGCGCUUUGCUUUCUCUACUCGUCAAAUCCGCUUAUUCACUAUAUAAGGACGUCGUUUGCCACAAAAAUUGGUACCUUGACACUCCUCGGCCAGCGCCAAGGAAAUGUCCCCCGCCGGAUUUUGUUUCGUACUACGAGUGUUGUGGAGAGAGUGAUAACUGCUGCCGACGGGUGCGCAUUGAACUGCUGAUCUUUCUUUUUGUACCAUUGUCUCUUCUGGUUAUCGUUUUAUGUUGCUGCACAAUAUUCUCAAUGUAUCGACGAAGAAGUCAACAAGAAGAAAAACAGCCGAGGCUCAGUCGCGACGAAAAAGAAUGCCAUUAUUUUUACUAAGUUUUGCCAUAUUUCGUUGUGUUUCCUCAAUCUAAAUUAAGCUCAUUUUGUUGCUGUACUUGUGCCAGACAAAGUUGACGGAAAUUAGUCUUUCU
Molecule: messenger RNA, 556 nt
Organism: Cylicocyclus nassatus
Lineage: Eukaryota; Metazoa; Nematoda; Chromadorea; Rhabditida; Strongylidae
Source: the annotation of a GenBank genome assembly